Galeopterus variegatus (Sunda flying lemur) is the source of this 1926-nucleotide messenger RNA. RefSeq names its product centrosomal protein 85kDa-like (gene CEP85L). Lineage: Eukaryota; Metazoa; Chordata; Mammalia; Dermoptera; Cynocephalidae. Gene Ontology annotation, cellular component: centrosome. The transcript has 10 exons. The record is from RefSeq and is a predicted model, not a curated record. The annotation marks the transcript as partial.
AUGAUCUGGAGAAAUAAUUGGAAGUCUACUGGAGGGAGACUAGAUGUAAAACGGCAAUCAGGUAAAUUACAACACAAAUGUGGCUCAGAUUAUUCAUCAGCAUGGUUACCUGGGAAUGAAUCACCAUGGCAGGCCACAACUGUUUCAUCUAACCAUCGAAAUAACCAUAUCAGGAGACAUAGUGUAGCUUCUGACAGUGGAGACACCGGCAUUGGAACUUCCUGUUCUGACAGUGUUGAAGAUCAUUCAACUUCAAGCGGCACAUUAUCUUUUAAGCCUAGUCGAUCAUUGGUUACUCUUCCUACUGCCCAUGUGAUGCCAUCUAACUCCAGUGCUUCAAUUUUCAAACAUAGGGAAUCAUUGGCAUCAGAUGGCUCAAAAUGGAGUACAAGCCUCAUGCAAACACUGGAAAACCACAGUAGCGGGGAGCAGGACUCUUCACUAGACAUGAAGGACUUCCAUCCUCUUCGGAAAUGGUCAUCUUUAUCCAAACUCACUGCCAUGGAUAACUGCUGCCAGGGUGGCACUGUACACACAGAAGAGUCGAGGAAUGGUUUGGAAAAGACAGGGAGGGGCAAGGCUUUAACAUCACAACUAAGGACAAGUGGGCCUGGCUGCAUACAUGAUAGCAUGGAGAUGCUUAAGCUGGGGGACAAGGAAGUAAAUAAAAAGCGGUCAUCAACUCUGGACUGCAAGUAUAAAUUUGAGAGCUGUAGCAAAGAGGACUUUAAAGCCUCUUCCUGUGCUCUUACGAGACAGACCUUAGACAUGACAUAUAGUGCCUUACCUGAAAGCAAGCCUAUUAUGAUGAGCUCAGAGGCAUAUGAAUCUCCAAAAUACUUAAUGCUUGGUCAACAGGCAGUAGGUGGAGUUCCCAUUCAGCCUUCUGUGAGGACUCAGAUGUGGCUUACAGAACAGUUGCGGACAAACCCUUUGGAAGGUAGAACUACAGAGGACUCUUACAGUUUAGCUCCUUGGCAACAGCAGCAAAUUGAAGAGUUUCAACAAAGAAGUGAAACACCAAUGCAGGUUUUGAAUGGAUCAUCUCGUCAAAGUUACUCACCUUCUGGCUUUCAGGAUUUCAGUAAGUGGGAAUCAGUGCUGAAAAUAAAGGAAGGACUUCUAAGGCAGAAAGAGAUUGUAAUUGAUCGACAGAAACAACAAAUUACCCACCUACAUGAGAGGAUAAGGAAUAACGAAUUACGAGCACAACAUGCCAUGUUAGGACAUUAUGUAAAUUGUGAGGAUUCUUAUAUGGCUAGUUUGCAGCCACAACAUGAAAACACUUCACUCCAGACUCCAUUUUCAGAGCAGCCAGUGUCCCAUUCCCAGCAAGACGAACUUGAGCACAAGCUUGCAUCUACUGAGAAAGAGGUUUUACAGCUCAAUGAGUUUCUCAAACAGAGAAUAAGCCAAUUUAGUGAAGAGAAGAAGAAACUGGAGGAAAAGCUUAAAACCAGAGACAGAUAUAUCAAUAGCCUGAAAAAGAAAUGCCAGAAAGAAUCUGAACAAAACAAAGAAAAACAGAGAAGAAUUGAGACCUUGGAAAAGUAUCUGGCUGAUCUUCCAACUCUAGAUGAUGUGCAGAGUCAGAGUCUACAGCUGCAAGUUCUAGAAGAAAAAAAUAAAAAUUUGCAAGAGACUUUGAUAGAUACAGAAAAAAAGCUUGAAGAGAUCAAAAAACAGUGUCAAGAUAAAGAGGCACAGUUAAUAUGCCAGAAAAAGAGAGAAAAGGAGUUAGUAACUACCGUUCAGAGUUUGCAACAAAAAGUAGAAAAAUGCCUUGAAGAUGGAAUUCGCCUUCCCAUGUUAGAUGCAAAACAGCUUCAGAAUGAAAAUGAUAAUCUCAGAGAACAAAAUGAGACUGCUAGUAAGAUAAUAAACAGCCAACAAGAUGAGAUUGACAGAAUGAUUUUAGAAAUUCAG